This is a messenger RNA of Chironomus riparius, 1892 nucleotides long. The record is from the annotation of a GenBank genome assembly. NCBI's taxonomy places the organism in Eukaryota, Metazoa, Arthropoda, Insecta, Diptera, Chironomidae.
AUUAAAUUCAUUAACAAAAAAAUUAUGAUUUUAAAAUGUUUAUCAUUUGAUGUUAAAGCUAUUUGUAUAUUUAAGAAGCUUAAGCAUGAAUUUCAUACCUUUUAAAAUAUCAUUUUCAUUUGAAUUUGCGAACAAACAAUACACAAGUUUGCAACUUAAAUAUAAUCAGUUCUAAUUCAAAUUUUUAAACUUAUAAUAAUUUAUACAAUCUCUUUCUUUCCCUUUUAUAGAAAGCUGACAGUACUAAAAAUAAUGACAGUAAACUGGAUUUCUCAAGCGGCAGCAUAGGGACCGAAUUCGAGCCGAUCAAUGGCCAAAGUGAUAACAGUGAUUCCAGUGAUAGCUUCUUUUCUCGAGCACACAGUCAGCAGCAUACAACAAAAAAGAACAAAGACCGCAAAAUUCCAAUGGCUGAGCUAAAGAGGAAACAGGAACAAAAAAAUUUAUUAAAGGCAGCUCCAAAAACUAUCCCAUCAAAAGAUAAAGUUAAGCUGGCAGAUGUCAUGCAAGACAUUGAAUCAGAUACAAGAAAGCAGAUAUUUAAAUUAAUAAAGUAUUCUCCUAUUGUGGAAAUAAGCGCAAUCAACAAUAAGACAAGAACUGCUUAUAGCGCAAUCAGUUUGACUCGUCUACUAAAAAAUUUACAAUUGAUUGAACCAGACGGAUUACUUGAUAUUAAAGAAAUGCUACUGGCUGCAGAGGAAGUAGCACGUGACGUGAAAGAGCCUGUGAAAAUCGGUUCUGUAUUCGGCACCUUGAUAUAUGAUGAGAGCACACGCGGAAUGAAUAUAAAUUUACCUGAUAACUAUCAGCAUAUAACCUUCAGUAACAUCCUCGCAAUUUAUUAUUACCGCGACAAGACAAGUUGUAAAUAUGAACGUGUCCCCAUUUUCGCCCAGAAGUCAUUAAAUGGGUCAUCGAACUACAGCCCUGACCCGGGAUAUGUUGAUUUAGAUCCUGGUGUACGAAUUCUUUAUGCAACAAGAGUUAUCAAUAAAGCCGAUCCAAACUCGCCGCCAUUUAUCGAGACGACAAACAACGACUAUACGAGCAAUGUCACUGAUUUAAUAGUCGCGCAUUAUCUAUUGGAAUUUGCUGGUAUUUCGUCCUAUAUAUGUCCGCGCUGCGAUUCUGUAGUGAUUGGCACAGAAACCACCAAUAAUUGUAGCUUGAAUCACAAAACGUUGAAGAAAUUGCGACUUAACGAUUUCGAGAAAUGGCCGGAACCAGUAGUAAGUAAGGUGAAUGAAGUGUUGACGAAGCUGGGAAUGUCCUUGAGCGAAUUUAAAAACAGUAUUUCCCCCACAAUCAAUCGUCUUGCAAAGGACUACAAGUCAAUGUUCCGUGUUUCAAGGAACGUCAUAAAAUUCAACGUCACAAAAUCAUUCUAUGCUAUAAAAGAUGAUUCUUUUUUACGAGACACUGAAUCAAGCGAUCCGGUGAUGCUAUACUCGUACAAUGACCUUAAGCACAGAACCGCCAUCACAAAGAAUUCACAAAAGCAUACUUGUUUUCGUGAAUGUUUUAAAAAUAAACGUGACAAGGGCAAUUCUGAUGAAGAAACUGCAAUAAACGAGAAAGAAAAGAGAAGAGAACAAAAUAUCCAGUCACCGUCAUCUCUAAAGCCAUCGCCUAAAAGAUCAAAGGAAACGAUUCACUUCAAAUCAGAAUCACUUGCUGACGAAUCAUCAGACUCACUGUCUGCACCCUUCCGUCCUUUAUCUUUCGAUCCAGUAUUGUAUAUUUUACUAUUGAUGUAUAUGUUAAACGACGGCAUUUUAUCUUUCAGAAAAAAAAGUGUUGGAUAUGACAUUAGAGUUACUGGAUCUUUGUUGAUGGUGUUGAAUAUGAGUUUAGAGUUACUGGAUCUUAGUUUUUGGGAUUGGAAAUGA